Messenger RNA from Leptosia nina, 2061 nucleotides. NCBI's taxonomy places the organism in Eukaryota, Metazoa, Arthropoda, Insecta, Lepidoptera, Pieridae. The record is from the annotation of a GenBank genome assembly.
AUGUCGAUUAAAGAAAGUCUCAAAGAGUUGGGCUGGCACCUGAGUGACGAAGGUGUGGAAACUGUUAGUGAUAAUGGUCAAAUACAGGACGUUCAAGUACUUUGCAAGCGUGCUUUAGACUUUGAUUUAAGAGACAUAGGAGAGGCAGCUUUUCCUGAAGAUUUUCUAAAAGAACCUAGUAAGCUAGAGAAGCCUAUUGUAGUUCAGAUUCAGAAAGUAAGAAAUGUGUCAGCUCCAAAGGCAAAUGAAGAAUCUACAUCGGCACCUCGUAUGUUAAAAUUGAUCCUUCAUGAUGGGAAAUGUACAUCUUCAGCAUUAGAAAUAAACCCUAUUCCAAGUCUAACAAUCAACACUCCACCAGGCACUAAGCUGUUACUUCUGAAUGAAGGGUUAGAAAUAUGUCACAAUGUUAUCUGGUUGAAUGCAAGCAUUCUGAAAGUGUUAGGUGGGAAUGUCUCCCAUAUGAUUGAAAAGUGGGAGUUAAACAGGAGCCUUGCCAAACACACCAGAGGUGUUGUUGAUGGUGGCCCGCCACCGUGGAUUCCGUUUGGUCAGCGAUUAGAAGCCAACCCAUUGGAGAAACAAUUUAAGAGUUUACAAGAGGCUGCUAAGCAAGAUAAUCCAGAAUUUGAAGCCCAACGUAAAGGAGCAAUAGCUGAAGCACAAAGAUUAUCUGGAGUAAAGAAGGUAUUUGGUGGAGGAACAAAACCGCUAUUGGAUGCUAACGUGCAGAAGAUCGUUGACGCUGGGUUUACUGAAGAACAAGCUGAAAAUGCAUUAAAGUACACAAAAAACAAUGUUGAUCGAGCACUCAGAAUACUACAAAAGAGAGACAACUCGGAGAAUAGAAAUAAAGAAAAACCAAGGGAAUCUGAACCAGCCUCAAAGAGAAAGGGACGCAAUAAAGACAAGGAUGACGACGAUGUAAUGCCUGUGAAACCAUCAGGAAAAGUCUCUCUUUUUGAUUUUUUGGAGGAUAAACUACCAAACGUUCCAGAAAAACAAAAAGAUCGAAGUAGUCGUGGUGAACACACAACGUCAAUAGAUGAUAGAAAUGAUAGGAAUUACGGUAGUAGGGAACGAAACAAUUCUAGGUUUAAUCAGAGGUCACAAGGCCCGCGGCACGAUAGGCAAGACGGACCUCGACAUCGCAAUGACAAUCGAGGACAUUUUAGUGAAAAUCAUCAGUCCUCCCAUCGAGAAGAUAGAAAAUAUCAAACUCAGACUGAAACGCCCCCUAGGUUUCAAAAGAAAUUUGAGGAAAUGAAUAAAAAUCAAUCAAACAACCCUUAUAAAAGCUAUAAUAAUCAUAGUCAGUACAACAAUCGCCGCAGUGAUAGGAACUAUAGUGACAGCAAAGUCCACCAGCAAUCGCAGUACUCCAGCAAUGCUCAUUCCAUGGACAAGUUGGUAGAGGCGACGGCUAAUUUGAAUAUUAUGACAGCUCCACAAUGCAAUGCUGAAGACACAUCCUCGCCUCAUUACCAGUCGCAUCCUGAGACAGCAUAUCCCAAACAGAACUAUCAAAAUCCGAAUGUGCCAGAAAUGCUCCCAUUUAGGCGCCACAAUGACGUGCCAAAAUACCAGGAACAAUCUUAUCAGAGGCGUCAACAGCCUAAUGGUUACGUGGAGCAGAGUCAAAAUCCUAUGUAUCCAAACGUGAACUAUAUGACAAACGUGCAGGGAGGUUUCAACAAUCGUCAGUAUAGUUUCGGAGGAAGGCCUCAAGAGUUCAAUACUAUGAGGACGGGGGGACCGUUCUUGCCUGGCUCAUUGCUUGGCUUCCAGAAUGCUGCCGUGAAUGAGCAGGCUCGUGCGAUGCUGGGCGUCGCCGAGAUCAACUGGAAAGUGGGAGAUCGAUGUCUAGCUCUUUACUGGGAAGAUAACAAUUUCUACGAAGCUGAGAUUACCGGUAUAUCGGCCAACACGGUUGUAGUGAAAUUUUGCGCAUAUGGUAAUCAUGAAGAAGUGCUGAAGUCCAACUGCUUGCCCUACCCAAAUCAAGCGUCUUCGAGUGGUGGAUACGCGUCGCGCGGUGUUUUCUCGGCGCGGAGGCCCUAG